AUGAAUAUAAACGUGACUACGGUAUUAGAAGAUUUGGACAAAAUUUUCAGCGGUCACAUAUUACUCAACGAAAGAAAAUGGCUUCCACAGUGUAAUGUGCUAUCUCCACGGUGGCGGCGCGGUGAUGUCGGCAUGGAGGCGGUCGCGCUGGUGCUCUGCGCGCUGGUGGUGAGCGCGCCGCACGCGACCCCCCGCGACGAUCUGGACGACGACGACGCCGUGCUCGACUACUACGAUGAGAACAGGAUCAAUAUAUCAGAGAAGGGCAUGUACUUGGGUUCUCCGUGUGAAUUCAAAUGCGACUCCCGUCUGUUGCACGUGUACUGUGAGCCGCGGAGUAAUUCCUGCCAGUGCGACCCCAAACAUCCCGUCUCGUUGGGGGUUGCUAAGGGUUGUGCGAAACCAAAGAAAUUGGGCGAGCAAUGCUUCUAUCAAGCGACAUGUCGAGCUUUCGACCUGCACGCGUCAUGUGUCCAAGUCAAUCAUAACGCGUUUUGCCAAUGCGACUCUGGCUACCACACCACAAGCCACUCGAGGCCCACACAGCGCAUUUUCUGCACGGAAGAUCUCGUCCUGCUGACAGCCGACAUGCCCACGCUGUUAGGAGUAGCGUCGGGCAUCUUCGUGCUGGCGGGGCUGCUGUGCAUGGUCCUGCACCUGUACACGAAGGCGAGGUACCACCCUGCGCAUCUCGCCGACGCAAGGCUCACGCCGCCUUGUUUGUACUCGCUUAAUGACACUGGUGGGACGCUAAGCGCGACUCGCGCGUCGUCCCGCGCGUCAUCCCGCAGCGGCUGCACGAGCGGGACGCUGGAGGAGUCCCGGCGGGAGUCGCGGCGGGCGGCGUCCCGCGCAGGUGCGGCGCGCACGGCGGCCAUCUUGUUAAUCUCGCGCCAUCUGAAGGCCGUAAGGGACGGCGGCGCGCACCCGCCCAAGUGCGCCGCCAAAGGUGAUCCGGAUGAUGUAUGCGCGGCCCUCUAUGCACGAUUUGGUGUACGCCUAGACCUCCCC
Brenthis ino (lesser marbled fritillary) is the source of this 1011-nucleotide messenger RNA. The record is from the annotation of a GenBank genome assembly. NCBI's taxonomy places the organism in Eukaryota, Metazoa, Arthropoda, Insecta, Lepidoptera, Nymphalidae.